AUACUGGGGUUCUUUAUGUAACCUUGUGGCUUCAUUAAUUAACUCUGUACGCUCAAUUGCAAGUCUUUUAGUAUUGCUGUUUUUAUUCAUUGUGAUUUUUGCCUUAUUGGGUAUGCAAGUAUUUGGAGGAAGAUUUAAUAGUGAAGAAUGGGAUAAACCUAGACACAAUUUUGAUAAUUUUUAUCAGUCGCUUUUAACUGUGUUUCAGGUCAAACAGUUUAAAUACUUGGGAAGCAUAAUUACAGAAAAUCUAGAUUCAGAGAAAGAAAUUAAAUGUGGAAUAGCAGCAGCUAGAACAUCCUUCCAAAAAAUGGAAACCCUGCUCUGCAACGACAAUUUAAAUCUGAAAUUGCGGCAAUGCAUGGCCGGAUGUUAUAUUUGGUCAGUUCUCCUCUAUGGUGUGGAAAGCUGGACAUUAAAAAGGAAUACAGAAAGAAGACUGGAAGCAUUUGAGAUGUGGAUUCACAGAAGGAUGAUGAUAGUCCCAUGGACGGAUCGAGUGACCAACAAUGAAGUUCUAAGCAGAGCAAGAACAAAGAGAAAAUUGUUGUCAACGAUCAAAUACAGAAAGAUUGCAUACUUGGGACAUAUCACUAGUGGAGAAAAAUACAAAAUUCCACAACUAAUUCUCAAUGGAAAGAUUGAGGGAAAGCAUAUUCUGCUCAAUGUCUUCUUGGCUAUUGCUGUGGAUAAUUUAGCCGAUGCAGACGGUGACGGUGAUGGUGAAGUCGAAAAAGAAGAAGGAAAAGAAGAAGGAGUUGAAGGAACUGCAGUUCCAGAAGAGAAUACCCUUUGUAAAGAAGAAGAUGGAAUAAUUAAGCGUCAAGAAGCGGAAGAAGUCGAAAGCGAUGAAACAAAAAAGUUUGACAUGAGUCAAUUGAAUCAUAUAUCAAAAGAUAGGCUGUCUCAAGUCCAUAUAGAUAUAGAUUUAGCUGAAAAGGAAGGAGUCGAAGAAACUGUAAAAGAUGUAGAGGAAGAUCAACCUGCAGAAGUUGAAUGUGAAGAAGAGGGAAAAACAAUUACCCAGCCUACUGUAGUGCCUAGACGCAUGUCAGAAGUGAAUUUACCCAAUGAAACUCCUCCUAUGCCAAAAGAAUCUUCCUUUUUUAUAUUUUCAAAUACAAAUAGGAUUCGGAUCUUUUGUUUUGAUGUUAUUAAACACAGUCUGUUUGGAAAUAUUAUUUUAGUUUGUAUCCUUAUUAGUAGUAGUAUGUUAGCUGCUGAAGAUCCAUUGCAGUCAGAGUCAGAAAGAAAUAAGAUUUUAAAUUAUUUCGACUAUAUUUUUACAUCCAUUUUUACAAUAGAAAUUACAUUAAAACUUGUUACUUAUGGUCUUAUUUUACACAAAGGUUCCUUUCUUAGAAGUGCAUUUAACAUAUUAGAUGUUGUUGUGGUUGGAGUUUCACUUUUAUCCUUUGGUCUUAAAAGUGAAGCAAUGUCCGUUGUGAAAAUCCUCCGUGUUUUAAGGGUGCUACGUCCUCUCCGAGCCAUAAACCGUGCCAAAGGUCUCAAGCAUGUUGUACAAUGUGUCAUUGUAGCUGUGAAAACAAUAGGAAAUAUUAUGUUAGUUACUUGCUUAUUAAAUUUUAUGUUUGCUGUAAUUGGAGUACAGUUAUUUAAGGUAAGUGAAAAUAAAAUUCUUGGAAGUUACAUAAACUAUAUUGAUGGAGAUAUGGACAAACCUAUAGUAAAAGCAAGAGAAUGGACAAGAUAUACAUUCCAUUUUGAUGAUGUUGCUAAAGCUAUGCUGACUCUUUUUACAGUAUCUACCUUUGAAGGAUGGCCACAAUUGUUAUAUGUAUCUAUAGAUUCUUAUGCAGAGAAUCAUGGUCCAUCACAUAACUAUCGUCCCAUGGUUGCGAUAUUUUACAUUGUUUAUAUCAUCAUCAUUGCUUUCUUCAUGGUCAACAUUUUCGUUGGUUUUGUUAUUGUUACAUUUCAAAAUGAGGGUGAACAAGAAUAUAAAAAUUGUGAAUUAGACAAAAACCAGAGGAAUUGCAUUGAAUUUGCAUUAAAAGCCAAACCUGUUCGAAGAUACAUUCCAAAAAAUAAAUUCCAGUAUAAAGUUUGGUGGUUUGUCACAUCACAAUAUUUUGAAUAUGCAAUAUUUGCAUUAAUUUUAGUCAAUACAAUUAGUAUGUGCAUGAAAUAUCAUGGCCAACCGGAAUCUUAUACAAAGGCAUUAGAAAAAUUAAAUAUAGCUUUCAGCAGUGUCUUUGCUCUGGAAUUUGUUCUUAAGUUAAUGGCAUUUCGGUUUAAGGUAAAUCCUUCACAAAAAGUUGGCUUCAGCAUUAACUUUUUUAGGCUAUUCAGGGUUAUGCGUCUAGUAAAAUUACUCAGCAAAGGAGAAGGAAUCAGAACUCUUCUUUGGACUUUUAUUAAAUCAUUUCAGGCUCUACCUUAUGUUGCUCUACUCAUUGUGCUAUUAUUUUUUAUCUAUGCAGUAAUUGGUAUGCAGACAUUUGGUAAAAUUAUAUUACAAUCUGAUACGGAAAUUCAUCGGAAUAAUAACUUUCAGACAUUUCCUCAGGCUGUGGUUGUACUCUUCAGGUGUGCAACUGGAGAGGCAUGGCAAGAAGUUAUGAUGGCUUGUUCAAAAGACAGGGAUCCUUUAUGUGAUCCUGCUUCAGAGGAUGCUGGCAAACCUUGUGGAUCACCUUUUGCUAUUCCUUAUUUUGUUUCUUUUUAUGUUCUUUGCUCAUUUUUAAUUAUCAACUUGUUUGUGGCUGUCAUUAUGGAUAAUUUUGAUUAUCUUACAAGAGAUUGGUCAAUUCUUGGCCCUCAUCAUUUAGAUGAAUUUGUUCGACUUUGGUCUGAAUAUGAUCCAGAUGCUAAAGGUCGCAUCAAACAUCUAGAUGUUGUAACAUUAUUAAGAAAAAUCUCACCACCACUUGGAUUUGGAAAAUUAUGUCCUCAUAGAGUUGCUUGCAAGAGAUUGGUAUCAAUGAAUAUGCCUCUCAAUAGUGAUGGGACAGUUAUGUUUAAUGCUACUUUAUUUGCAAUUGUUAGAACAUCAUUGCACAUAAAAACAGAUGGUAAUAUUGACGAGGCAAAUGAAGAAUUACGAGCUGUUAUUAAGAAGAUUUGGAAAAGAACAAAUCCAAAAUUAUUAGAUCAAGUAGUACCACCUGCUGGAGCCGAUGAUGAUGUAACAGUUGGUAAGUUCUAUGCAACCUUCUUAAUCCAAGAUUAUUUCCGUCGUUUCAAAAAACGAAAGGAAGACAGAGAGAAGGCUACAGGAGAAGAUGGUGCAGCAGGAACUGUUGCAUUACAAGCUGGAUUAAGAACGCUACAUGAAGCUGGACCAGAUUUACGUAGAGCAAUAUCUGGUAAUUUAGAAGAAGAUAAUUUUGAUAAUAAUGGUGAAGAUGUAACACCAAUGCAUAGGAGAAACCACAUGUUGUUUGGAACUAUGUGGUCACGCGGGAAACAGUCUGCUGCUAAAAGUCGUGCCGCUCACUUAAAUGCUAUUCAUGCUCAUUCAAAAAUAUCUCCGGUUAACUCAUUAGAUGUAUCUCCCAGACAUUUUAUGAACAAUAUUAAAAGUAUAAAAGAUUUUCCAAAUUUUAUCCAUGGUCCAUUUUAUCCUGAUGGAAGUGGCGAUAAAUCAAGCUCCUUAUCUAUAGACGACAUAAAUAUCUGCCAACAGAGGAGUUACGUUUCGCCACUCCAUCGGCAGUUCCGUCCAACGUGUAAUACUAACCAUGAAAUAUGUAACAGUUGUAAGGGAAGUUUAUCUGGAGAUGACGAUGAGAACGAACUGUGUGAUCGUUGUAGUGAAAUCAUUCCCUUGAGGGCAAUUCAUAGGCAAAGUAAGAUGUCGGAUUUUAUCAUCAGUUCUUCGACAUCGAGAAGCUCGUCCACAUCGUCCGAUAUUCUGCAAGAGAAUUUACUUAAAAUAAGAAAACUUCAAAAAUGUGACAGUUGCCUAUCCAGAGUUGUUUCCUUGGAUGAUUCUGAAGAUAACAUGGCUCUUAAACCUCCAACUCCUCCUCCCCGUAAGUUUGUCAGCAGAAGUGGAACGGAAACAUUCCGCUUUCUUUGUCUUACUAAGCAAGACAGUCAUGAACAACCAAUUUUGGAUGAUAGUUUACAGGAUGGGCCUCGUCAACCAGUGCAACAGCAACAACAACAACAGCAGCAGCAGCAGCAGCAGCAGCAACAACAACAACAACCAAGAGCAGAACAACCAUUAAUUGCAAGUUCACUCAGAUUUGCUCAGUUUCCAGCAAUGGUGGUUGCAGGAUUGACUCCCGAAAAACCCAGGGGGUACGGAGAUUCCUUACAUCCAAGAUCGUUAUCCAGCGAAAGCUCUAACUACGUGCCCACACACAGGGCCUCGUUUCAUGGAAAUAGAUAUGAGAAAAGAUCACCUGACACGUAUGAAAGUCCUACCGAACAUUACGGACAAGUCGUGGGAAGUGCCGAAAAUCUAGUUGGUCGAGUUCUUCAAGAACAAGGAUUAGGGAAAUACUGCGACCCUGAUUUUGUUAGAACGACGCAAAGAGAAUUGGCGGAAGCAAUCAAUCUAACACCAGAACAACUCGACCAUGCCGCUCAUCAAUUAAUGCAGGCCGAAAGGCGUCAGAGCACUCCUCAGCUGUACAGGCCAGACGAAGAUCUCGUCGAAAAUAGAAAUUUAAGUCGGGCAAGAACUUUUGAAUAUCCCAGCGAAGAACGGUUUUUAAACAUCGGUUACGUACCAACGGACGAAACAGCUCAAACUCACAGGGAUCCUAAAGAUAAAAAUCAAUUUGGUGAUACAAAGUUAUAGCAUUGAAUGUUUAUUUAGGAGUAAAAAGUUGGAAAGUUGUUUUGUCAUGGUAUUCCUACUUUCCUAAAAAG
This is a messenger RNA of Centruroides sculpturatus (bark scorpion), 4845 nucleotides long. RefSeq names its product voltage-dependent L-type calcium channel subunit alpha-1C-like. The record is from RefSeq and is a predicted model, not a curated record. The annotation marks the transcript as partial. Gene Ontology annotation, biological process: calcium ion import across plasma membrane. Gene Ontology annotation, cellular component: voltage-gated calcium channel complex; membrane. The transcript is spliced from 31 exons. NCBI's taxonomy places the organism in Eukaryota, Metazoa, Arthropoda, Arachnida, Scorpiones, Buthidae. Gene Ontology annotation, molecular function: high voltage-gated calcium channel activity.